AAGAUGAUGGAAGUUGUUGUGUGUAGAAUUAGAAUUACUACUCAAUUACACAUAUAAGUAAGCAAUAAUCAGAAUCAUCUUGAUUAGAUUAGAGAGAGAAAGAGGAAAGAGAAAGUGAAGAAUUAAGCAGCUUUUAGGGAGAGGCCAUGGCGGCGUGGCAGACCUGUAAUUCUGCGUCUUUAAUGCGAACAACACAACCUCAGCCUUGAAAGACAGCCAAUUCCCCCCUCCUUUUCUCUCUCUCUCUCUCUCUUAAAAAAGUCAUCGCCCCCACCCACUCAAUCUCUCUCUCUCCUCACCUCACCUCACCUCAAAAUAAAGCUGCCACUCUUUCUCUCUCUCUCCAAAAAUAAAAAGCAAAUCACACCCUAAUUCAUUCCCGUUGUUUGGGCUAUCUUUGUUAUUACAACUUUCCCACCUCAGAAAUUGUCUGCCCUCAAAACCCACAAUCCAAGAAUCCCAAAAACGGCCGCUCCCACCAGUCAUUUUCACCAUGACAACAUGGCCGGCUUCUUCUCACUAGGCGGCGGCGGCGGCGGCGGAGGCGCCUCCUCCGCCGGCCGAGACCAAGACGGCCAGAGCAGCCACACCAACAACAACCCGGACAUCAACCCGGAGAGCUGGUUCCUCUACCGCAACGACGAGAUCCCGCCCUACCGCGGCUUCGAGCUCUGGCAGCCGCACCAGCAGCAUCAGCCGCAGCUGCAGGACCUCUACGCCUCCGCGGGCGGGCUCGCCGUCGGGCCCAGCCGCGGCGGCUUCAGCAUCACCGAGGAGUCCGCCCGCCCCGGGUUCCUCAUGAUGCGAAGCGGCGGGGGCGGAGGCGCAGGAUCGGGCGGCGGCAUCAGCUGCCAAGACUGCGGCAACCAGGCCAAGAAGGACUGCUCGCAUAUGCGGUGCAGAACGUGCUGCAAGAGCCGGGGCUUCCAGUGCCAGACCCACGUCAAGAGCACGUGGGUCCCCGCUGCCAAGCGCCGCGAGAAGCAGCAGCAGCUCGCGGCGCUCCAGCAGCGCCAGGAGGAAGGGAAGGAGAGGGAUCACUCCUCAAAAAGACAAAGGGAAAAUAAUAAUAAUAACAAUAAUAAUAAUCCGAGCAGCUCCAACUCCCUCGUCUGCACCAGAAUACCUACUUCCGCUACUGGGUUAGAGUUGGGGAAUUUUCCGUCGGAAGUGAGCGCGGAGGCCGUCUUCCGGUGCGUGAGGGUGUCAGCAAUCGACGACGCGGAGGAUCAAUACGCGUACCAAACCGCCGUCAACAUCUCCGGCCACGUCUUCAAGGGAAUCCUCUACGAUCAAGGCACGGAAACGCAGUACAUGGCCGCCGGAGAGACCUCCUCCGGCGGCGGAAGCGUCCAGCAGCUCAAUUUAAUCGCCUCCACCGCCGACACCGCCGCAGCAGCAGCGUCGCCUUCCCCUUAUUUGGACCCCUCUUUAUACCCAGCCCCCCUUAAUAGCUUCAUGGCCGGUACGCAAUUCUUCCCACCACCAAGAUCUUGAUCAAUUACUUACAUCAAAAAUAAAAAAAAAUUACAAAUUCAUAAUUUCCACAUUUUCCCCUUAACUCAAACUUAAUCAUAUAUUAUCCAGAAGGUGAAACACACAAGAUUAAUUAGAGCUUAAUUUGAGGUUUUUGUAAGAAAACAUAGUAGGAUUAUUUGUGGUGGUCUUUGACUCUUUGUUGUAAAAAUCCCAUUAUUAAUAUUGGAUUGGAAAUUCAGGGGAUUUAUGUCUGGAUUUUUUAGUUUGUAAUUCCUAUGCUUCUCUUUUUUUAAUUUAUAUACCAAUCUUUGAUGAUUGAAUUGUUUGUCUCAAUGAAAUACUCCUAUCUACUUUGGUUGAAUAAAAUGUUAAUAUUUCUAGUUUUUUGAUUAA
Molecule: messenger RNA, 1872 nt
Organism: Salvia hispanica
Lineage: Eukaryota; Viridiplantae; Streptophyta; Magnoliopsida; Lamiales; Lamiaceae
Source: RefSeq, a predicted model, not a curated record